This is a messenger RNA of Aegilops tauschii subsp. strangulata, 336 nucleotides long. The record is from RefSeq and is a predicted model, not a curated record. Lineage: Eukaryota; Viridiplantae; Streptophyta; Magnoliopsida; Poales; Poaceae.
AUGCACUACUUCCUCGGCAUCGAGGUGGUCCGCUGGACUGACAGCUUCUUUCUGCAUCAGCAGAAGUACGCCCACGAGCUCCUGGAGCGUGCCAGUAUGCUUAAUUGCAAGCCGGCGCCCACCCCCGUCGACACGAAGGCGAAGUACCUGACGCUGACUCGUCCCGACCUGCAGUACGCUGUUCAGCAGGUGUGCCUCCACAUGCACGCUCCGCUUGACUCCCACUGGACCUUGGUGAAGCGUAUUCUCCGUUAUAUACGCGGCACCAUGUCUUUGGGACUCACCCUGACGACCUCCGCCUCCACCGACCUCGUGGCCUACUCGUAUGCCGACUGA